CCGGCGGAUGAUGAGCGAGAGCAGGGCGGCGACGAAGUGCGUCGGUUUAUUCGCUCAGAUGAGAUGCGAGAUGUGGCCACGUGUACUUCUGAGCUCCACAAGAAUUGGUGGUUUUUGUGCAACUGCUUGGAAUUACAGAAGACUCUUCGCUAUGCAGCUGAAAACAAAGGAGUUUGAGUCUCUCUUCACAGAUGGACUGAAUGGAAUAGCAGAGCUCUUUGCAAAGCACCGCUUUGAGCUGAGGAUCGCGGGGGGCGCGGUGCGGGACCUCCUGUCUGGGAAGCGGCCGGAAGACGUGGACUUCGCCACCACCGCUACGCCUGAUGAGAUGAAGAGCAUGUUUCAGGCGGCGGGGGUCAGGAUGAUCAGCAACAAAGGGGAGAAGCAUGGGACCAUCACAGCCCGGCUCCACAACGAGAACUUUGAGGUGACCACGCUACGCGUGGACUUGGAAACGGAUGGACGCCACGCCGAAGUGGAGUUUACCACAGACUGGCAGAAGGACGCGGAGCGGAGAGACCUCACCAUCAACUCCAUGUUUCUCGGUUUAGACGGGACUUUGUACGAUUACUUUAACGGUUAUGAGGACCUCCAGAACCGCAGGGUCCGGUUUGUUGGCAGUGCCGCUAAGAGGAUCCAGGAGGACUACUUGCGCAUCUUGCGAUACUUUAGGUUCUACGGCCGGGUGGCUGCGCAGCCUGGGGACCAUGACCCAGACACUCUCCUGGCCAUUGGGGAGCAUGCCAGUGGUCUGGCGGCCAUCUCCGGGGAACGGAUCUGGGUUGAGCUGAAGAAGAUGUUGGUGGGCAACCAUGCUGACCAUUUGCUGGAGCUUAUUUAUGAGCUGGGCUUGGCCCGGUAUGUGGGACUGCCGCUGGACGGCAACGUGGAAGAGGCGAAGCGCGUGUGGCAACAGGCACACGGAUGGUCCCCAAAGCCCAUGACCGUCCUGUCCGGGGUCUUCAGGUGCUCGGAUGAUGUAGAAAGGCUCGACUUAAGGCUGAAGAUUUCUAAGGAGGAGAAGAACUUGGGGCUGUUCCUAGUAAAGUACAGGCGAGAUCUGGUCAAGGCACCAGAUGCGUCGGAUGUCCUCAGGCCCUACAAAGACUUCAUCAUUGAUUCGCGCGAGGUAGAUGCGCAACUCAAAGUCUGCGAGCUGUUGAAGUACCAGGGUGAGGAGCACCUGCUGGAAGUGAUGAAGAUUUGGAGCGUCCCCCGCUUCCCUGUGAGCGGGCACGACCUGCGCAAGAUGGGCAUCAACUCGGGCAAAGAGAUCGGCUCCCAGCUCCAGCGCCUCAGGGAGGUGUGGAAGAAGAGUCGAUACCAAAUGGAUAAAGAGGAGCUCCUGAGUCGUGUCAUCAGGUUAUGACAUCUUGCCUGGUGUGACACGGAUGCGGCCAAGUCCCCUGCUCCACUUAGGAGCGCUUGGAGCGUGUCACUGUGCCCUAGUGCGGGCACCUCGGUCUCUUCGCCUGCUCCGGGGACCACGUUUCUCCCAUUUGCAGCGGUGGCUGUUGCGCAGUGAUCCGUCAGUCAUGUAUUAGACUCUCUCGACUUUUCUGUGAAAGACUAGUGCAGAUUCACUUACAUCCUCAGCUGUGAUUCCAGAGCUUUGUCAUUUGACUACCUGUAGAAUUGUGACAGGUGUCAUCUUCAUGUAUGAUGGCUUUGAAAACAAUAUGUGCAUCACAUCUGAAAACGAUGCUUGUUUUAUAUGUGAUUUUUCUUUUCUUUCAACAUGCAAACUUGCUGGUGUGUUGGACAGCUGUAUCAUUAACAACAGUAUGAUGUAAAGCAUGGCUUUAUAUUAGCUAUUGUUUUCCUUAAGAAUUAUAUAUUUAAGAUUACAGUAUAGUGGGGAAUGAAUAUGUAUUGAUUUAGUGGACAACACGAUGGGCUCAGGUAUUGUUUCUUUUCUAGUGUGGAAAGACAUACUGAUUCGACCGUGUGUGUGACUCUUUGGUGAUGCACAAGACCGGUGUGCCUAGAGCAGUGCUUCCCAGGCCUGACUGUGACUCUCUGGGACUCUAAUAAGUACAUGUCUAUUUUUUUAAAAAAAAAAAAAAAAGAAUCUCGUAGUAAGAGAAGUGUGUUUGCACACUUUGAAAGAAUAUUGAAUUACAGUGCCUUGCAAAUGUAUUCAGGCCCCUGGAAAAUUAGCACAAUUUUCUGGAUUGCAAAGACACAUACAGAUGUUUUGCCAAUAACUGUUGUUACUGAGAUCUAUUUCACGCUAACAGUCUUUCAAGAGCCAAAAUGCGUUAUGUGCUCAGAUACUGAAAUGUGCUUCUUGCAUAAGUAUUCAAACCCCUGUACUCCACAGAGUUCAGUGGA
Messenger RNA from Scleropages formosus (Asian bonytongue), 2334 nucleotides. RefSeq names its product tRNA nucleotidyl transferase, CCA-adding, 1 (gene trnt1). Gene Ontology annotation, biological process: tRNA 3'-terminal CCA addition; mitochondrial tRNA 3'-end processing. Gene Ontology annotation, molecular function: tRNA binding; nucleotidyltransferase activity. The transcript is spliced from 8 exons. Lineage: Eukaryota; Metazoa; Chordata; Actinopteri; Osteoglossiformes; Osteoglossidae. Gene Ontology annotation, cellular component: mitochondrion. The record is from RefSeq and is a predicted model, not a curated record. The coding region runs from base 8 to 1369 and encodes 453 amino acids.